Molecule: messenger RNA, 935 nt
Organism: Sorex fumeus (smoky shrew)
Lineage: Eukaryota; Metazoa; Chordata; Mammalia; Eulipotyphla; Soricidae
Gene: RSPH9
Product: radial spoke head component 9
Exons: 5
Coding region: 105-935 (276 amino acids)
Biological process (GO): axoneme assembly; cilium movement involved in cell motility; motile cilium assembly
Cellular component (GO): axoneme
Source: RefSeq, a predicted model, not a curated record
AGCAAAGCCGGCUCCAGCUUCCCGCCCGGUGGGGGUGGGGCUUCUGUCUCCUUGGAGACCGCGUCUCCUAGCAACCGGAGGCGUUGAGCAGGGCCGCGGGCACCAUGGACGCCGAGAGCCUUCUGCUGUCGCUGGAGCUGGCGUCCGGCAGCGGGCAGGGUCUCAGCCCGGAUCGCCGAGCCUCGCUGCUCACUUCCCUCCAGCUGGUUAAACGCGAUUAUCGCUACGAUCGGGUCCUCUUCUGGGGCCGCAUCCUCGGCAUCGUCGCCGACUACUACAUCGCCCAGGGCCUGAGCGCCGACCAGCUCGCCCCGCGCAAGACGCUGUACAGCCUGAACUGCAUGGAGUGGAGCCUUUUGCCCCCCGCCACAGAGGAGAUGGCCCAGCAGACAGCCAUGGUGAAGGGCCGCUUCAUGGGGGACCCCUCGCAUGAGUAUGAACACACUGAGAUGCAGAAGAUCAGAGAGGGCGAUAAGGUCUUUGAAGAAGAAGUGGUGGUCCAGGUGAAGGAAGAGACCCGCUUGGUGACUGUCAUCGACCAGAUUGACAAGGAGGUGGCGAUCACUCCGCGCGGCGCGCUCUUUAAGACCCCUCUGGGACCCGUCCAUGUCAAUCGGACCUUUGAGGGACUCUCCUUGUCAGAAGCCAAGAAGCUCAGUUCCUACUUCCACUUCCGGGAACCCAUCGAACUGAAGAACAAGACCCUGCUGGAGAAGGCCGACCUGGACCCCUCUCUGGAUUUCCUGGAUUCCCUGGAGUACGAUAUCCCCAAAGGGUCCUGGAGCAUCCAGAUGGAGAAAGGCAACGCCCUGGUGGUCCUGCGCAGCCUGCUCUGGCCGGGCCUCACCUUCUACCACACUCCGCACACCAAGAACUGCGGCUACAUCUAUGUGGGCACCGGCGAGAAGAACAUCGACCUGCCCUUCAUGUUGUAG